AUGGACGCAGAAAACUUACCGGAUCCGGGGAAUAUCCAAGGAUUUACGAUUCGGGUUACCGAAAGCUUGUUAAAUAGGCUAGGCGACGGAUUUUCACGGCGUUCGCCGAUGGAAGGAGACGUUGGUGUCCAGGUCCGGACACCUCGGGAGCGACAGCUCGUGGAGCAAGUUCAAGCAAUAGAGCGACGUAAACGCAUUGAGCUCGCGAAACGUGUUCAGUCACGUUUGCAGCAGCUCGAAGAACGAAGGCUCCUUCAGGCAAGGGAGGCAGCGGAGCGCAAGUUGCAGGAACUGGAGCAGAAGGACUAUGCAGCUCCGGCACCGGUGGGCGCCCUGCCGUGUUCCGCUGAACGCCGAGCGCUCUUUCGCUGCUAUAAGGAAAACCCGAACCCCUUGCAGUGUGGUCUAGAGGUGUCAGCUUUUGAACAAUGCGCGAAAGAGGUCGAGCUCCAGGUUCUGCGUAGGGAACUCGGGCCGCAGCACGCGGCGAACGUUGCCGCUGCCCGCAGCUCUGCGUCCGAGUGA
Cyanidioschyzon merolae strain 10D is the source of this 525-nucleotide messenger RNA. RefSeq lists its product as hypothetical. The transcript has a single exon. The record is from RefSeq and is a predicted model, not a curated record. Bases 1 to 525 code for a protein of 174 amino acids. NCBI's taxonomy places the organism in Eukaryota, Rhodophyta, Bangiophyceae, Cyanidiales, Cyanidiaceae.